This is a messenger RNA of Cydia amplana, 2209 nucleotides long. RefSeq names its product probable peroxisomal acyl-coenzyme A oxidase 1 (gene ACOX1). Gene Ontology annotation, biological process: fatty acid beta-oxidation using acyl-CoA oxidase; lipid homeostasis. Gene Ontology annotation, molecular function: FAD binding; acyl-CoA oxidase activity; fatty acid binding. Gene Ontology annotation, cellular component: peroxisome. The transcript has 13 exons. The coding region runs from base 127 to 2139 and encodes 670 amino acids. NCBI's taxonomy places the organism in Eukaryota, Metazoa, Arthropoda, Insecta, Lepidoptera, Tortricidae. The record is from RefSeq and is a predicted model, not a curated record.
CAAACUAUAAACUUGUUUUCGCUCGUCUCGGGCAAAGUUGUGAAUUUCGUCACUUGAGUUGAUUGGCCAGUUUCCGUGGGUCCUCUCACCGCGGUAGACGUGCCGUCGGUCACAGUUUCAGUAAUAAUGACGGAAGCAACGAAAGUGAAUCCAGAUCUCCAAAGAGAAAGGGAUAACUGCACAUUUAAUGUAACAGAAUUGACAAACUUGAUUGAUGGAGGUGCCCAGAAAACUGAGGAGAGGAGGAAAAGAGAGGAGAUGGUACUCAAGGAAGGUAUUCACUUAGACGAAGUUCCGUCCGAGUACCUGAGUCACAAGGAGAAGUACGAGCUGGCGGUGAAGAAAGCGUGCUACCUGUUCAAGAUGAUCCGUCGGCUGCAGGAGGAGGAGAACACCGGCAUGGAGAACUACCAAGAAGUGCUCGGUGGAUCCCUAGGCUCCGCCAUACUCCGCGAUGGUUCUCCCCUCACACUGCACUACGUGAUGUUCAUCCCGACCAUCAUGGGGCAGGCCACCGUGGAGCAACAAGUGCUGUGGAUCGGCAGGGCCUUCAACUGCGAUAUCAUCGGCACUUAUGCUCAGACUGAGCUUGGACACGGCACGUUCAUCCGCGGACUGGAAACGACAGCCACCUACGACCCCGACACCAAGGAGUUUGUGCUGCACAGCCCCACUCUUACUUCCUACAAAUGGUGGCCCGGUGGAUUGGCCCACACAGCAAACUACUGCAUAGUAGUAGCUCAACUCUACACGAAAGGGCAAUGCCACGGCAUCCACCCCUUCAUAGUCCAACUACGGGACGAAGAAACUCAUAUGCCCCUCCCUGGUAUCAAGAUUGGUGAGAUCGGGGCCAAGCUCGGCAUGAAUGGGACCAAUAAUGGGUUCCUUGGCUUUGAUAAAGUGAGGAUUCCUAGGGAACAUAUGCUGAUGAAGAAUGCUAAGGUUUUGGAGGAUGGCACCUACGUUCGGGCGCCAAGUUCAAAGCUAACCUACGGCACCAUGAUGUUCGUGCGAGUAGUGCUCGUCAACGACGUAUGCAGUUACGUGGCGAAGGCGGUCACUAUCGCCACCCGAUACAGUGCGGUGCGGCACCAGUCGCAACCCAAACCCGAUGAGCCAGAACCCCAGAUCCUGGAUUACGUGACCCAGCAACACAAAUUGGCCAUCGGCAUCGCGACCGUCCACGCGCUUCGUCUCAGCGCCUCUUGGAUAUGGAACAUGUACAACAAUGUCACAGCCGAGCUAGAUGCAGGAGACUUGGAGAGGCUGCCGGAGUUACACGCCCUAUCGUGCUGCCUGAAAGCAAUAAGCACCUCCGACGCCGCCGAAACCGUAGAGCGCUGCCGUCUGGCCUGCGGCGGACACGGGUACAUGCUGGCUUCGUCCUUCCCUCUCAUGUACGGCAUGGUCACCGCCGCUUGCACAUAUGAGGGGGAGAACACCGUAAUGUUGCUGCAGACUGCUAGAUACUUAGUGAAGGCAUGGCAACAAGCCAAAGGCGGUAACCCUUUGACGCCUACUGUAGCGUAUAUAGCGUCAGUGAGCGCGGGCCGCCGCUCGCCGCCCUGGGACAACACCGUCGAGGGCAUCAUCCACGGCUUCCAACAGGUCGCUGCCGGUAAAAUAGGAGCGUGCGUGGCGAAUAUCGAGAAGAGACAGCGAACCGGCAUGUCCUAUGAGGAUGCCUGGAACAUGACGUCUGUUCAGCUCACCAGUGCCUCAGAGGCGCACUGCCGCGCGUUCAUCCUGACCACUUACUUCAACGAGACCGAGAACCAGAUCAAGGCCGUGUCUCCAGCUCUAAGGGCCGUUCUACUUCAGCUGGUCGACUUGUACGUCGUGUACUGGGCUCUACAGCGCGUCGGAGACCUGCUUAGGUUCACGUCUAUAUCUGAGCGCGACAUCGAACAACUGCAGAGCUGGUACGAAGAGUUGCUCAUCAAGCUGCGAGUCAACGCCGUGGGACUUGUCGACGCUUUCGACAUUAGAGACGAGAUCCUGCACUCCGCGCUGGGCGCGUACGACGGGCGCGUGUACGAGCGCCUCAUGGAGGAGGCUCUCAAGAGCCCGCUCAACGCUCAACCCGUCAACCAGAGCUUCCACAAAUACCUGAAGCCGUUCAUGCAGGGGAAACUGUGAUUUGAACCAUAACUUCACGGUGAUAAAGUCCAAAAUAGCUUGCAGUUCAAACCUACAAAAGAUUUUGAUA